UAAUCCUUGGCGUUAUCCCCUACCCUGCAUCUUGCAUCUUGUCUGAGUAAUUUUGACGGCGAUUAUGUACAACGUAAGAAAGAAUCUACCUCUUAUUAGUAUUUCUGUAUUGUGUAGUUUUUUUUUUUUUUUUUAUUUUUUUUAUUUUUUUUUUUUUUCUUUACUUUUCCUAGUAAGCCAUAUGUGUCAAAAUGAAUGAACAAUCAAUGCAAAUCCUGUUCGAACGUUUUGGUACAUGAUAUGGCAUAAAUGGCGUCUGACUCACUAGCAUUCACUGUUGUCUCUAAGGUCAGACAUAAAAGUAGCUAACAACUUGGGCAUCUUUCAGCUCACAAUAAGAAUAAAAAAAAAAGCCUUUCUUUUUAUUUACUAAACAAUCAACUCCCGAUGCUCGCAUUCUGUGAUAACUUGACUGUGCAGAGAGCGCUGCUGUCAGAUAUAUGGUCAUGUGACCUGCAGCAGUAGCGAUUCUGCAGCUUGACACGAAUCAGAGCCCCUGUAAUCGCGGCGAGCGGUUUGCGCCCACUUGGAGUCCCCUCUGUAUGGGGCCGAGCGAUAGCUUCAAGUAACGAAUGACCUACAUUGAACACCUGGCCAUGAACGACACGCCGCGGUAGAAACAAGCACCGUAUUCGCCAUGGAUGAUCUCUCGGGCCUCGAUUGGAGCGCAAACGCCGCCGGCAACAAGCCCAAGCCCAUGGCCGCCAACCCCUCGUAUCCUCCGUAUCGAUCGUCGCCGUCUCCCUUUGGCACAGGGCAAAGCACGCCGCUGCCCCAGCAGCCAAACAACUCGGUUCCUAAAGCGGCGCCGGCAAAGGCUGCGCAAGACAGCUUCAGCAAUCUGGCUUUUGGCCUGCCCAAAGCUACGCAGAAAUUGUCCCUAGCCGAAAGACAGGCGCAGCUGGAAGCCGAGAAACGAAAGAAGGAAGAAGAGCGACGGAAGUUGGCAGAGGCGCAGUUUGGAAAUGGACAACACUGGGAUGCGCUGGGAUCUCGAGGCUUCACUCCUAGUCCUGCGCCUCAGCAGCAACAGCAAAAGCCUGCGCCUGCCAAGAGCUCAGCCAAGGACGACGAUGACGACCUCUUUGCCGCAUUCAACAGAGAUACAAAGGUGGACAAUGCCAGCCAUUAUCCUCCACCCGCACCAAGUAAAGACAGACUGGACUUGACAGACUCCUCAGCAUGGGGCUCAACAACGGCAUCUAAUGGCAACGGGGCUUUUGGAGGAGUUGAUGAUGACGAUCCUUUCGGAUUGCACGAGAUGAAGCCUGCUGCUUCAGCUUCAGCUGGCCGGGGCACUUCCUCUGGCGCAGAUGAUUUUGACUUUCUGGGAGACCUCGGGAAGCCUGUAGAUGAAGUUAAAAGGGAACAACAGGCAAAACAAGAAGCAUUGAGAAGCGAGCCAGGAAAACCCAUUGAAGAUGACUCGAGCUCUUCCGAUGACGACGACGAACCUAUCGAACGAAACGUUGAGCGAGUGCCUAGGGUGAACAAGGAUCCCUUUGACAAAGCUGUUGCGCAACUUGUCGAUUAUGGAUUUAGCCCCGAGCAGGCCAGACGAGGGCUUGUGGAGAGCGGAACGGGAUUCAAUGCGCAAGCAGCGGCUAACUGGCUCUUGGACGAGGCUCAUAGGAAAUCAAAAGAGGCAUCACAAGGUCGGGGCUCUCAAGGGCGAAAUUCCCCCGCAUCGGGAAGCCAGAAUCAGCGAAGUGAUAGUCGAUCACCUGCAAGGGGAGAGGUUGACUUUGCAAAGACGGCGGCUGCUAUGGGAAACACACUAUUCAAGUCUGCCAAUACUCUAUGGAAGACUGGACAAAAGAAGAUGCAACAAGCGGUGGCGGAAUUCCAGCAAGAAGGACAAGGAGACCCAAGCCAGCUGAAAUGGAUGCGCGAUGCUCAGCAGGCACAAGCACGGCCGAGACCUCCCCAAGGUAGCUCCAGCGCAACGGAUGAGGCGCUCAUGCUUGAGACUGGUAGUAGACCACCACCUGCCAGGAGCAGCAGCAGCAGUCGCCCUGCCGUGGACCCAAGAGCUGGGCCUCAGAUUUCACGAGGAUCAUCACCUGCCCUAUCUUCGGGAACUCCAAGCCGAAAUAGCCCCGUUCCACGAUGGCAGCAGCAGACAGCGCCGCCGCCCAUGGUGUCGGAUGCAAGAUCAAGGCUGAACAGACUUGCAGCGGACGAUGACGACAGCUUCUCUAGCUAUGUAAGUGCUAGUAGGAGAAAGAAGGCAAGCCCAGCGCCAGAGCCUAAGAAAUCUGAGCCUGAGCCGGAUCUACUCUUCGGCUCGCAGGCGUCAAGACCAACGCAGCGAACUCCCUCUCCAGCAGUCCAGCGAUCAAUGCCAACAACCUCAAGUCAGCCUCGGCCAGCACCAGCGGCCGCACCUCCGCGCAAGGUCACACCUCGGCCUGCUCGACAAAUUCCUCCCAUUAGCCCUGCAGCACUGCAGGCAUCGACAACGCAUAGGCUACAGGGAACUACGCAUUUCAAACGAGGCGACUAUGCCGCAGCGCAUGCGUCUUACUCAUCAUCUCUGUCCUCUGUUCCUACAACGCAUCCUCUGAUGAUUAUCUUACUCACAAACCGUGCAUUAACUGCUCUGAAGACCGGAGAGCCUAAACAGGCAGUGACUGAUGCAGACGAAGCGCUCAAAAUCAUUGGGCCCGGGAACGGCCAAGGAGAGACAGUAGCCGUAAAGAAUGAGGCUGGGCAAGAAGAGAACCGUGACAUGAAAGAGCUCUAUGGCAAGGCGCUAAGCAGGAAAGCAGAGGCGCUGGAGCAGAUGGAGAGAUGGGCGGACGCAGGCACGGUCUGGAAGCAAUGCGUUGAGGCUGGUGUUGGCGGACCCACGGCUGUCAAGGGCCGUCAGCGAUGCCAGGACGCCCUUGCUCCCAAGCCCAAGCCUGUUCCAAGGCCAGCAGCAAAGCCUCGACCACAACCCUCUGCGGCUAGUCGAGCACCUCAGAAAGAUUCAGAGGCAGUCACACGGCUGCGUGAAGCUAACCAGGCUGCUGCCAAAGAGGAUGACGAGAAAUUUGCCCUAGCAGACAAGGUCGACGCCAAGGUAUCCGCAUGGAGAGACGGGAAGAGAGAGAAUCUUCGGGCUCUACUGGCCAGUAUGGAUGCAGUGCUCUGGGAGAAUAGUGGUUGGAAGAAGGUUGGGCUGCAUGAGCUGGUCAUGGCGAACAAGGUGAAGAUUUCGUACAUGAAGGCGAUUGCAAAGACCCACCCUGACAAGCUUCCGCAAGACGCAAGUACUGAGGUGAGACUCAUUGCUGGGUUGGUGUUUAGCACCCUGAAUGAGAGCUGGGACAAGUUUAAAGCAGACAAUGGGCUAUGA
This is a messenger RNA of Trichoderma atroviride IMI 206040, 3343 nucleotides long. RefSeq lists its product as uncharacterized. Lineage: Eukaryota; Fungi; Ascomycota; Sordariomycetes; Hypocreales; Hypocreaceae. The record is from RefSeq and is a predicted model, not a curated record. Gene Ontology annotation, molecular function: clathrin binding. Gene Ontology annotation, cellular component: intracellular membrane-bounded organelle; vesicle; cytoplasm. Gene Ontology annotation, biological process: clathrin-dependent endocytosis; clathrin coat disassembly.